AAUUACAGCACAUUCCUAUCUGUCAACGUGACCAAGACACAUUCAACCCAUUUUAUUUUCGCUGAAAUGAGUUUUGUCUGCACAAAAAUACGGAGAUAUUUUUGAGACCAACUAUGUUCGGCUAUAGAAUACUGGCAACAAAUUUAGAGCUUUAAAUUUUUGACGUCCAUUUCAUGUUGGUUGUUGGUUACCCUGUGCAAAUACGCAGAAGACGGCAAGUGAGUAGCACUGAUUCUAGUGUUUGGGUUGCAUUUUCAUGAUUUUCUCUGAUUUGUUGCCCACUUCGUUGAACACAUCAUCCCACAGGUUACUGAUACCUGUGUCUAAGGAUUUUGCCAACCUACCAGAAUAAUGAACUAUGGAAAUAGUCAAAGAGAAUCUAUUAAUUGGUAUUUUGGAAACAUAACUCGCAGUGCCGCAGAAAAUGAGUUGAAGAAAGCUGAGUCACCAGAAGAUGGCCUCUUCCUCGUUCGUGAAAGUAACACUUCACCUGGUGACUAUGUCCUCUCAGUCCUGCACAACAAUGAUGUGAUUCAUUAUCAAAUCAGGCGCCAUGGAGAAGAUGCCUUCUUCUCUAUAGAUGAAGAGACAAUUAUCCAUGGUCUCGACACCCUCAUUGACUAUUAUCAUGGAGAAGGGCCUGAUGUGCGACUUUCUCGACCACCAAGACUGCAGGACCCUCCCCCUCAUACAUCACGCCGCCAUGGCACAACAAAUUUGUUGCACAGAGCAACAAGGGAGGGAAAUUACAAAGUUGUCUCUGAAUUGUUGAAAUGUCAGUAUCGAAGUCUAGACGCCAAAAAUGAAGAUGGCCAAACGGCUGUUCAUGUGGCCAGUCGCCUUGGGCAAGAUGAUAUUCUGAAAAAAUUAAUUGAAAGCAAAGCAAAUAUCAACUGUCGUGACACUGCAGGUUACACUCCAUUGCAUUAUGCCUGUAGAAAUAAUAAAGCCAGUACUGCUCGAAUAUUGGUUGACAUGGGGGAAGCAAAUAUUCAAAUACGUCACACUGAAACAGGUCACGUCCCACUGCAUGAGGCGGCUAGCAAUGGCCACAUUGAUGUUAUUAAUGUGCUCUUGUCCCUGAAUGCACCUGCCCAUCCCAGAACUGUUGACAAUCAAACUCCAGCUGAUCUGGCACAGAUGAAUGGUUUUUCCCAGUGUGCCAAAAUGCUACUCGAUUAUAAACCUCCAGCCCCACGAAGUAAACGUGAAUCAUGGCAUCACGGCACUCUGGACAGGUGUGAAGCUGAGGGUAUACUUCAAAAGUGCAAAGAACAGGAUGGCGUGUUUUUGGUGAGGUACAGUAACCGCCAUCGAGCUGAUGUGCUCUCUAUUCAUCAUAGAGGACAGUUUUUCCACUAUCAAAUCAAGAAAGAGAAUAGUUAUUAUUUUAUUGACUCUGGACCCUUACACAACACAUUAGAACAUGUUAUUGACUACUAUACACUCCUCUCUGAUGGACUGCCCACGACGCUCCAGUUCCCAGUCACACCGAAACCUAAACCCAAGGUGCCAGAAAUGCCACCACAAGGGCUCUCAUCUACUCUUCCUUCAAGGAGGCCAAAAAAUCGCCACGGAGACUCGAGAGUGAACGGGAAUUGUACUGUUGGCCGGGGUUUCUCAGGUGGUUAUCGCAAUGACCCUCCCGAACUUGGCAUCCCAACAGUUCCUCCUUUGACUUCAAUGCAUUCCGCUCCACUUGCUGCACUUAUAUCAAACACCAAUUCCUUCUCACCUCAUACAAGUCACAUUCAUACUGCCCCUAUGCCUAGUAUUCCAACAGCAGCAUCACUUUUCAAUAACAAUACAAUCAAUAGUCAUAUCUCCUCUUCCUCUGUGAGCCGGAUACUUGAAACUCAACAAGGUCACAUUCCUGCUGAAAAACUUGUGUUUGGAGAAGUGAUUGGUGAGGGUGAAUUUGGCUCUGUAUUCAAGGGCAAGUAUACAGAAUCAAGUGGGCAAGAGGUAGCUGUAGCCAUUAAAACUUUACGUGAGGAACAUGCAUUUUAUGAUCGAGAUGUAUUUGUUCGUGAAGCAUGUGUAAUGAUGAGACUACGUCAUCCAUGUGUUGUUAAGUUAAUUGGAAUCUCUUAUGGGCCUCCUCUUAGCAUGGUCCAGGAGCUGGUUCCUUUAGGUUCCAUGCUACAAUAUCUAUUGGAACAUCCUGAGAGGAUCAAUCCAUCAUACGAAUUGAGAGUGUGGGCAUCACAAAUUGCUUCUGGAAUGAAGUACCUUGAAGAGCAAAGGUUUGUCCAUCGAGAUUUAGCUGCCCGCAACAUUCUCUUGGCAUCCCGACACCAGGCAAAAAUAAGUGAUUUUGGUUUGUCUCGCUCUUUUCUGGAGAAAGAUUAUUAUAAAGCAACCCAAGGAGGACGAUGGCCUAUAAAAUGGUAUGCUCCAGAGUCAUUCAAUUUUGGAAAUUUUUCAAAUGCAAGUGAUGUAUGGAGUUUUGGUGUGACGCUGUGGGAAAUGUUUUCCUUUGGCCAACAACCCUAUGGUGAUAUGAAAGGAAUCGAGGUCACGGAACUGAUCAUGAGAGGUGAACGUCUGCAACAACCGGACCGCUGCCCUGAUGAUGUAUACAGGAUAAUGGAGCAAUGUUGGGCUUUCCAGCCCCGUGAUCGACCUUCAUUUGCUCAGCUAGCUGAAAACUUUGCUUCAGAUGCCAACUACAUCAACAUUACAGAGUUGGUUCUCGAUCCGACUAUCAGUCUGAGCUGAUACUUUAGAGAACAAAUUGCAGAAAGUGAUAAAAGACAGUGGUGUUUGCGUGAGCAAACAUUUGGAGGAAUUUGGGAGAAGUGGCAACAAAAAUACUGAGACUGAUAAAGUAAAUCAUUGGAAAUGUUUGCACUCUGCUAGAUAAUUUUCCACUCAAAAGCAGUGUCCAAAAAUCAGGGUUGUGUUGUUCUGGGUUUAUCGUAAUGCCACCUAUGUUAAAUUGUUUUGUAGUUCUAUUAGAGAAGGUUUGUAGUUGUGCAUGCAUAUUGGUUUGGUGUAAAUGUAAUAUUUACAUCAUGGAUAAUACUACUUUCAGAUUUCAAAGCCAUGUGGACAUUUAUUAAUGUAAUGUGUGAAGCAGAAGGACGUCAAAGGUAAAAGUCUGAAAGUUUGUUAAGUCACAUUGAGACAGCAAAAAAUAAAAUAAAAAAGUGAUUACAGUAGUUUAAAAUUUUAUGCCAGUUAUAGAUUAUUUUAAUUGUAUGUAUUUUUAUUAUUAUCACUUGCUUACCUUUAUGUGAUUGUGCCUUUUAUCAAUUAUUGUUAAUUUUAAGAUAGACUAUUGAGAAAAAGUCAAGACUUUCAUACAUCCUAUUCUAAUGAAUCAAAUCCAAUUUCUAUGAACAAGUCUUUUCUAGUGGAAUGCUGCCAUGGAACAGUUAUUGUUGAAAUUGUGUUUGUAUUUUUGUACCUGACAAUGUGCUAUAAUAAUAUGGCAAACAGUUCAUCAUAUCAGCUCAAAUCAAUUCUCUACCAAAAUUAAAUAAAUUGUCGAUAAUGAUUAAGAGCGUGAGGUGACAAUGGGCAAAAUGUAUUUCUGUUGCCUGCUCUCGUCUUAAGUGUGAACAUGACUAAACAUUGUUUACUUGUUUGUUAGAGCUGUAUGCAUUAUUUUAUCAUCAUGAUUGCUGCCCAUAAAGAUACUGAAAUUUCUUUGCUUUUAAAUCUCACAUUUGGGAGACAUAGGUUUUAAUGUCUUACUUUGUGUCAUGUAUGCUUCCUCCAGAUCAACGCUUCUCAUUCUACCUGGCUGCCACCCCAGUCAAGUUCAGCACAAUAUUUUCCUUGAAUGGGCUGCCUGUGCUGUGAUGUUUUAUGUAUUUGAAAUGUAAAGGGCCGCUUCAUGUAUCCUGACCUAGUUAUUGUUUGUGCUUAUCUAAGUCAUGUUAAGUGGUGCCUUUAUGCUGUGUAUGUUGGAAAGGAAUAAAGUUUAGAUAUCAUUUUAAAAAGACAAAGUUAAA
This is a messenger RNA of Thrips palmi, 3962 nucleotides long. RefSeq names its product tyrosine-protein kinase Shark (gene Shark). Gene Ontology annotation, biological process: cell differentiation; protein phosphorylation; cell surface receptor protein tyrosine kinase signaling pathway. Bases 352 to 2721 code for a protein of 789 amino acids. Gene Ontology annotation, molecular function: signaling receptor binding; non-membrane spanning protein tyrosine kinase activity; ATP binding. The transcript has 15 exons. The record is from RefSeq and is a predicted model, not a curated record. Gene Ontology annotation, cellular component: extrinsic component of cytoplasmic side of plasma membrane. NCBI's taxonomy places the organism in Eukaryota, Metazoa, Arthropoda, Insecta, Thysanoptera, Thripidae.